AUGACCAACCGAGAUAGUUCUUCUACCACCACCCAGCACGCCGGAAGUGCUGGCGGUGACCCGGCCUACGCAAGGCCCCACAAGAAUAGGAGCCCCGUUGGGGCAGCCACACCAGCCUCUGCGGUCAAUAUGGGUAGUGGAGGUGCCGCAGCCCAUGGAGACCAAUUGGACAGCAUGUUGGGCAGUUUGCAAUCUGAUAUGAACCGACAGGGAGUGAGUACCAAGACUAAAGGACUGUGUGCUGCUUGUAACAAACCCGUUGUUAGUCAGAUGAUUACUGCUCUGGGCAAAGUUUGGCAUGUGGAACAUUUCACCUGUGCUCAUUGCAAGAUGACCCUAGGAACUAUGAGUUUCUAUGAGCGAGAAGGCAAGGCCUACUGUGAGCAAGACUACCACAACCUCUUUGCCCCACGCUGUGCCUACUGCAGUGGGCCCAUUACUGAUAAAUGUGUGACUGCCUUGGAUAAGACGUGGCACCCAGAACAUUUCUUCUGUGGAUUUUGCGGCUGCAACUUUGGUGAUCAAGGAUUCCAUGAACGGGAUGGACAAGCAUACUGCAGGGAGGACUUCCUGAAGAUGUUUGCACCAAAGUGUGGUGGCUGUGGUCAACCAAUAAAUGAUAGUUAUAUAUCUGCUUUAAACAGACAUUGGCAUCCUGAGUGUUUUGUCUGCUGGGACUGUCAAAGGCCAUUUGGCAACAUGAGCUUCUUUGAUCAUGAUGGCCUUCCCUACUGUGAGCAGCAUUACCAUGCCAAGCGUGGUUCAUUGUGUGCUGAUUGUCAGCAACCAAUAACUGGGCCCAGCAUCAUUGCAAUGGGACGUAAGUUCCAUCCAAAACACUUCACGUGUGCCUUCUGCCUAAAGCAGCUCAACAAUGUUACCUUCAAAGAGCAAAACAACAAGCCUUACUGUCACCCUUGCUUCAGCAAGCUGUUUGCAGGCACUAAGAUGAUGGAUUAA
Messenger RNA from Acanthosepion pharaonis, 960 nucleotides. The record is from the annotation of a GenBank genome assembly. NCBI's taxonomy places the organism in Eukaryota, Metazoa, Mollusca, Cephalopoda, Sepiida, Sepiidae.